Panicum virgatum (switchgrass) is the source of this 2222-nucleotide messenger RNA. RefSeq lists its product as uncharacterized. NCBI's taxonomy places the organism in Eukaryota, Viridiplantae, Streptophyta, Magnoliopsida, Poales, Poaceae. The transcript is spliced from 2 exons. The record is from RefSeq and is a predicted model, not a curated record. Bases 163 to 1722 code for a protein of 519 amino acids.
AAGGUUCUUGCUGCUGCUAAGCUGAUUUGACACAUCAGUUGUUAUUGUCCCAUAGUAUCGCAAGUUCUUGUUCUUUUCUAACAUCCCAAAUAGUACCUUUCUAGCCAUAGUUUUCACCCAGUUCAUUCGAAGGCAAGGAAUGCUACAUAUGCUUGAAUUCUAAUGGCAGAAUCGGUUAGUGCUGCGAUUGUCCAGGAGACAGUUAGCCAAAUCCUAUCUGGUCUUGUUCAAAAAUAUGAGGAGAAAGAGGAAUCAAAUGCGAACAGAAACUUGGAAAGGCUUGAGAUGGCUCACAUCAGGAUGGAGGCUGCUCUUGAGACAUCUGAUAAGUGGCAGAUCACUGAUGCAUCCUUAUUGCGCUGGCGUAAGAAGCUGAAGCGUGCCGCUCAAGAGUGCGAUGACACACUGCACAAAAGCAAGCAGCGAAUCCUAGAAGAAGAACAAAUGAAACGGGAGGUAAAGAAUUCCUCCCUUCCUAACCGUAUUGUGCAUGCUACAAAGUCAUUUGUUUCCUCCAUCCUUAAUCGCAACAAUAAUGAGUUGGGCAGAUUCACUGCUCAAAGAUUUGAGUGGUAUGCAGAAGGCGCUAGUGAAUUUGUGAGAUUCGUAGAGCUUGGUGGCACACCACACCAUCACAUGUCCUUUGACUCCCUUGUCAAGAACCUUUUUGCAGGCAAGAUACUACAUCAUAAAAUUGUUCGGGGAAACAAGUAUCCUUCCUGUCAACUAUUGUUGAUGCCUAUCCAUACUUCAAUGGAUGGAACAAAUGUUGGCUUGACAUUUGUCCAGUAUGAUGGUACACCAGAGGGUCAUAUAUACUUUAGUUUGGACGUACAGCUCUCAGAGAGUACAGAUAUAUUUGGUAUUGCACUUAAGUGCUUGCAGUUUUUUGCCCCUCAUUUCAAGUGUAAUUUUGAAAGUAUAAGGAAUGAGCUUACUCAGCUGCCCACUCAAGACUUCUCAUGGGGGCCGUCUAUUUACUACCAUAAGGAACACAUGGACAAAUUCGAAAGCUUCUUGUUGCAGUGGGCCCGGCCAAACCCAUUUUGUUGCAAGCAGCAUGGUCACCAUGAGGUUCAACGCUUUAGCAACCUACAAAUGGCAGGAUUAUCUGAAGUUUUGCUAGAACCAGUAAUUCAUUUUAAUUUGCAUUGUCAAGUCUCUAUGCCUGUUUAUAGCAAACAGAAGACAUCACUGUCUGAAGACUUAAUUUCUCUGCAAGAUUAUCCAUAUCUGAAAACUGGUAUCUCCUUUGCGCCCCAUGGCUGUUUGGAGGACAUGCUGCCAGCAAAUAGGAAUUCUGAAAUAACUGCCAUAGUCUGUAAGGAGCAACAUUGCUUGCAUACAGACAUUACCCUGGAACAGCUGGAAGACAUUAUGCUGCCAAAGGCAAUAAAUUACUUUCACCAGAAUGCCGAAGCGAUGGUUUACCAAAUGAUUUGGAAGUCUAAACAUGGCUUUGCACAUAUUCAGGUUGAGAAGCCAUGCAUGAGCACACGGAGAUCAAGCAUGAGAACACAAAGAACUUUGGGGGAAGCUACUAAAAGAAAGCUAUUGCAAGGAUAUGAUGAGGAGCUUAUCAGGAAUCGGAUACGUACCUGUCACUCACUCGACUUAUGGGUUACACAUGCUCCUAUCAGGUUGCGAAGGUCCAUUAUGAACUGGAAGCAGAAAGAAAAGGAAAUUCUAUUGGCAGCACCACAGCUACACCUGAAAUUCUAAACCAUGUAACUUAGAUGGAUAAGGGAAACAAGAGAAGAAUAAAGAAAUCAAAAUGGAAUGCCAUAGGGAAGAAAUCAAAUAUUAGUGUGUUAAUAUCCACAAGUCACAACCUAGGACAAAAUCUGUCAGAAACACAGACAUCCUCGGGGAUAGGAUUCGGGUCAAAUGCUCCAAAUACAGAAGUAAGAGGAGCAAAGCUAUAGCAUAGUUAGAAAUUAGUGGAGAGAUGUCUACCGUACCACAACAACAGCUGGGCCUUGAAGUCCUAUGUUCUUAUUAGGAACUUGUGCAGCUGUAGCACGUCACUUGUUCUUAGUUUCAAUUUGUGUGUCUUCCAUGUAUGAUGUUGUUUGGUUCUCACUAGCUGAGAAUAGGGGUAGGGAUUACUCAAUUACAUAGGAAAUCAGAAUCUAGUGUGCAUUUGUAUGCGUAGACUUACAAGUAUACCAUCAUCACUUGUUCUUAUUUUCUAUUUAAAUUUCGAGUGUGUGGCUACUUUA